Messenger RNA from Ochotona curzoniae (black-lipped pika), 3896 nucleotides. RefSeq names its product zinc finger protein 652 (gene ZNF652). Bases 367 to 2223 code for a protein of 618 amino acids. Gene Ontology annotation, molecular function: DNA-binding transcription activator activity, RNA polymerase II-specific; RNA polymerase II cis-regulatory region sequence-specific DNA binding. Gene Ontology annotation, cellular component: nucleus. Lineage: Eukaryota; Metazoa; Chordata; Mammalia; Lagomorpha; Ochotonidae. The record is from RefSeq and is a predicted model, not a curated record. The transcript has 6 exons. Gene Ontology annotation, biological process: regulation of transcription by RNA polymerase II.
AGAGAGAGAGGUUUUUCAUCAAUGGGUUUGUUCCCCAGAUGCCUGCAAAAGCCAUGGCUGGGCCAAGCCAAGCUUGGGAGCUGGGAACCUCAACUGAGCUUCUCAGAUAAGAUGCUCCAAGUCCUUGCAGCUCUCUUCAGAAGGAAAAUCCCUAGUGCUCUGCUCUUGCCAUGAUACCAAACCUUUCAACCUAAUGCUUUGGUGCUGCAACACUGGAAGAAUUGUACACAGGUUCCAGGAAUAUCAAUUUUUCAUUUGAGUGAUUCUUUGCGGAUGGAAAAACAACUAGAGUCUUAAUAAUUACCUUGUUUUAAAGCUAAUUUCUCUAUAGUCUGAACUGCUUAGAAUAAGUCAGGUCACCUACCAAUGAGCCACACAGCCAGUUCUUGUCAGGAGCUGGUUGAAAACUGUGCUGUGCAUGUAGCAGGGAUGGCACAAGAAGAUAGCCGCCGUGGUCAAGUGCCAUCCACCUUUUAUCAUGGUGCCAACCAAGAACUUGACCUGUCCACCAAAGUGUACAAAAGGGAAUCAGGCAGUCCUUAUUCUGUGCUGGUGGACACCAAGAUGAGCAAACCCCAUCUGCACGAAACAGAGGAACAGCCAUAUUUCAGGGAGACAAGAGCCGUGUCUGACGUGCAUGCUGUCAAGGAAGACCGGGAGAAUUCUGAUGACACAGAAGAGGAGGAGGAGGUCUCUUACAAAAGGGAGCAGAUCAUAGUGGAGGUAAACCUUAAUAAUCAAACCUUAAAUGUAUCUAAAGGGGAAAAGGGUGUCUCUUCCCAGUCCAAAGAGACUCCUGUUCUUAAGACAAGCAGUGAGGAGGAAGAGGAAGAGAGUGAGGAAGAGGCCACAGACGACAGCCAUGACUAUGGAGAGAACGCAAGGCAGAAGAAGAAGGAGAAGAUAGUGGAGAAGGUCAGCGUCUCGCAAAGGAGGACCCGGCGAGCGGCCUCGGCUGCCACAGCUGCCGCUUCCCCUACUCCCAGAGCCACGAGAGGGCGUAGGAAGAGUGUAGAGCCACCUAAGCGUAAGAAGCGGGCCGCAAAGGAGCCCAAAGCACCAGUCCAGAAAGCUCAGUGUGAAGAGAAAGAGACUCUGACCUGUGAGAAGUGCCCCAGGGUGUUUAAUACUCGCUGGUACCUGGAGAAGCACAUGAACGUUACUCAUAGGCGCAUGCAGAUUUGUGAUAAGUGUGGCAAGAAGUUUGUCCUGGAAAGUGAGCUGUCCCUUCACCAGCAAACAGACUGUGAAAAAAACAUCCAGUGUGUGUCCUGUAACAAAUCCUUCAAGAAGCUGUGGUCCCUUCAUGAGCAUAUCAAGAUUGUCCACGGAUACGCAGAGAAGAAGUUUUCCUGUGAAAUUUGUGAGAAGAAAUUUUAUACCAUGGCUCAUGUGCGGAAACACAUGGUUGCACACACGAAAGACAUGCCAUUCACAUGUGAAACCUGUGGAAAAUCAUUCAAGCGCAGUAUGUCACUCAAGGUGCACUCCUUGCAGCAUUCUGGAGAGAAGCCGUUCCGAUGUGAGAACUGUGACGAACGAUUCCAGUACAAGUACCAGCUGCGCUCCCACAUGAGCAUCCACAUUGGGCACAAGCAGUUCAUGUGCCAGUGGUGUGGCAAGGACUUCAACAUGAAGCAGUACUUUGACGAACACAUGAAAACACACACUGGAGAGAAACCUUUUAUCUGUGAAAUCUGUGGCAAAAGCUUCACCAGCCGCCCCAACAUGAAGAGGCACCGCAGAACGCACACCGGGGAGAAGCCCUACCCAUGUGACGUGUGUGGCCAGCGCUUCCGCUUCUCCAACAUGCUCAAGGCUCACAAGGAGAAAUGUUUCCGGGUGACCAGCCCUGUGAACGUGCCGCCUGCUGUCCAGACCCCACUUACAGCAGCCCCCGCCACUCCCAUGCCCUCGGUGGUGAACACCCCGGCGACUCCCGCCGCUCCCAUCAACAUGAACCCUGGCAGCGCGCUUCCCCCCCGGCCCAUCCCUCACCCCUUCUCGCACCUGCACAUCCACCCACACCCACACCACCCACACCACCUUCCCAUCCCUCCGGUGCCUCACCUCCCGCCGCCUCCAGCCCUCUUUAAGAGCGAGCCUUUAAAUCACAGAGGCCAGAGCGAGGACAGCUUUCUGCGGCACCUGGCGGAGAAGACCAGUGCGGCGCAGCAGCCGCAGCCGCCACCGCCGCCGCCACCGCCGCAGCAGCAACAUUAGCGUCGGCCUCCUUCAGCCCGGUGCUCCGCUGCCCCGCUGCCCGCGCGGUUCUCAGGCCUCCCCGGCGUCUCUCUGCCCGAGGGAGUGAUUGAGAAGGCUGCCUUCUGCUGUCCCAGGGGAACCACCGAACUGAAGCCCAAUUCGCUUGCAUUUUCUGAUGACGUUUAUAGGUUUCAGAUAUGCAGACUUAUGGAAUUUUAUAAUUUCAUAUCAGCUGAUGAGGUAUGCUUGCUUUUAUAUCCUGGACUUCCCCUCAAAGAGGGGCUAGGCCUGGUUUUCCUUCAUACUAAUCGGGAAGGCUGUGAGAUUAAUCCAGAGCAUUAAUUGUAUCACUGUGUAUGGUAAUGAAUUCUCAGCUGGUGGUGCUGGCUCCAGAGCUCAGCCGCCCCUCACCGUAUAUCAAGCAUUAUAGAGCAAGACAGAAAUUGUCUUCUUUGUGUAGCUCUCCUAACGCACCCUUUAUUUUACUACAAAAAUUAUUUUAGAGUUUUUGUAUAGACUUCUUUAGUAGCCUGUUUCUAAAAUGAAAUGUAUUUCAAUAAGCGGUGUAAUUUUUUCAGUGUAGCUGAACCUAUGUUGUAAAAUAGAAAAAAAAAUUUUAUAAUCAUCAAAAUGUGAUUCUUAAAAGAUGCAUAUAACUUCUAUAAUUCAAAGCUAUUCUUACGUCCGUACAACUCAAAGGUGCUUCGGAGACUAGUCCUGUGCAAGAGAGGGUCCGCAGGUCAGGUUCCUGCACACGCCAGGUGUUGCCUGCUGUGCUGGGUAGUUGAUAAAUCUUAGUGCUUAACACAGACACUGCUGCUGCGUCUGCCCCGCCCCUCCCCGCCCCUCCCGGGUGCAGCUGUGGAAGGCCCUGAGCCUGGCUGCCCUUCCUCUGUGGCAGGAGCCAUCUCCAGCCAGUCCUGUGGCCUAGUGGCUUCUCUUAAAAACUGUGUUAAAGUUGGACUUCCAGGGGAUGACAGAGGCAGUCUCUUUGUUGUAAGAUUGCUUUUUUUUUUUUUUUUUGAGAAGCUACCAAGUAAAUAAAAACACAAGUGCAAGAUCAGUGAUUCCACAUUCUAGAUAAAGCAAAUUGAUUGUGAGUUUUUACAUCUCUCGCUGGUAAACCAUGGCAGUGCCUGCAACUUUGUGCUGGUUCUGGCAGUUUGAAGUGUAGGCAGGGAAAAGGCCAAGUGUGGCUGCCCAGUGCUCUUGAGGUGCAAAGAACAGCCCCUCUCACACCUGCAGACAGGUGACAUUUUCAGAUUUGGGGAACUUGAGCAGCGCACUGUCAUCCAGGAGCUCGCUAUGAGAAAGGCUGAACAGAAGGGUUGCCCUGUCGGCUACGUGUAACUGAUCCAACUCCUCCUCCCGGAGGGCUGAGUUUCCAGGCCAGGUCACUCGUCUCGCCGCCCCCUCCUCCACUUCACACUCUUGAAAUUUCUUCAUUUUUCUCUCCUCAGACUCUGAAAUCGUUGCCUGAAUUAGAACCCUGUUUUUUUAUUUGUUUUCUAUUUUUAGUACUAAUUGUGCAGAUAAUACUUUAAGCACUUUUCUGGCUGCUUAGCUCUGUGAUGGGGUGGGGGUGGACCCCUCGGAGUUGAGGCUAAGUCCCUGUUAAAGGUAACAUUCUCCAGUCACUUUUUCACCUGAUGUUUUUUGAAUUGUCUCCUUCUGGUCUUGCCUUUUUCUCU